Desarmillaria tabescens is the source of this 945-nucleotide messenger RNA. RefSeq lists its product as uncharacterized. Bases 1 to 945 code for a protein of 314 amino acids. The record is from RefSeq and is a predicted model, not a curated record. Lineage: Eukaryota; Fungi; Basidiomycota; Agaricomycetes; Agaricales; Physalacriaceae. The transcript is spliced from 4 exons.
AUGGCCCUGUGGCAUCAUCCCAGCAAAGCAUCCCAACAGCCAACAGCCUUCAGUCAGCAGGCCCAACUAGCGUCGACGUUUCCCCUCCAGCCCCAACCAUCACCAGGUUUUGGUCUGCAGUCCCAAGCAGCAGGAUCUACUCCCCUGCAACCAUCAGGUUUUGGCCAGCAGCCAUUGGGCUUUGAUCAAAAUGCUCAGCCACAGCAGUCAUCAGGUUUCAAUCCGCAUGCUCAGUCUUCGCCGGGCUUUCACCAACAGGCUUCAUCUGGUGUCAGUUUUACCCCCCAGGCCCAACAGUUUGCAGGUUUUGAUCAGCCAUCUCAUCUAGCAUCAGGUUUUGACCAGCCUUUCUCAGGCUUUGUCUCCCAUGCCCAACAACCAUCUUUCAGCCAGCAGUCCCAACUAAUGCCAGGUCUUGCUCCUCAGCAUCAACAGUCAUCGGGUUUCGGUCAGCAGCCCCAACCACUGUCGGGCUUUGCUCCCCAUGUCCAACAGCCAUUUUUCGGUCAUCAGCCCCAACCAAUGUCAGGCUUCGCUCCUCAGCUCCAACAGACAUCAGGUUCUAAUCAGCAAGCUCUGCCUCCUGUGUUUGCUCAGCCAUCGGGUUUCGGCCAACAAACCCAACAGACAUCAGGUUCUAGUCAGCAAGCUCCACCUCCUUCCACGUUUGCUUCUCAACCAUCGAGUUUCGGUCACCAAGCUCAACUGCCAUCAGGAAGAAGCCGCCGUCCUGAAGAGAACGAACUUAUGAGUAAAAUACGCUCUCGAACACAGAAGUUGCUCUCCAUCGACAAGGACGACAAUGUCUACAAGGCGAUUGAGACUGGCCAUUUGACAACCCUUGAACUAGCAGAUGCAUUUGAUCGCGGCAAAUAUAUGCUGGAGCCAUCUCUUGAUCCAUUCUGCCCAUGCUGGGACAGCCCAAAGCACUCCUGGAAUGUGUAA